Molecule: messenger RNA, 1044 nt
Organism: Coniophora puteana RWD-64-598 SS2
Lineage: Eukaryota; Fungi; Basidiomycota; Agaricomycetes; Boletales; Coniophoraceae
Exons: 7
Coding region: 83-859 (258 amino acids)
Biological process (GO): fungal-type cell wall organization
Cellular component (GO): plasma membrane; cell cortex of cell tip
Source: RefSeq, a predicted model, not a curated record
AUAGCAGUGCGUAGCCCGUAUCCUCUUCUUCUCUCGCCUCGUUUCGUUUUCCCUCUCUCUUCUCUGUUAUAUUCUUACGUCCAUGAUACGCCUUAGGGGAGAAGUGUGUGUUGGAUUCGCGUCGCUCCUAAGCUUGGUAGCAGUUCUGCUGCUGAUCUUCCUCCAUGUUGGCCAAAUUAACACCUCUAGCGUGCCCCAUAGCAUCGCGAUGGUGACAGUGAAUACCUCCGGUUAUGGAACGGCCCUUGAAAACUCUUUCCAAGUCCCAAUCCAAGGCCUUUAUACCAACAACGCCACAGCCCCACUCCAGAACGCAACCGGACUCAGACCAUUGUAUGAGUUCGGCUUGUACUCAUAUUGUGGCUUUGUGAAUAGCUCUCUUGGAACAUGUACAAAUCAUACCGCGGCCAGGCCUUUUGAGCCCUACCUGGCCUUGAAAGCCGACAUGAUACUAAACUAUACCCAGUUUACGGAUGGCAUCUUUUAUUUGACCCCCACAAUCUUCACAGAUAGCUCUUACUUUGGGUCACAUACCCAUGCGGCGUACUACUUUCUUAUAAUAGGAGCAGUACUGGCGACUGUCUCUCUCGUGACCGGGGUCGUGCAUCGUGGCUGGGCCUUCGUCCUUUCUUCCGUGACGUCCAUCGUUGCUGCCAUCUUUAUCCUGAUCGGAGCUGCCAUAUGGACUGCAGUCAUUAAGAAAGCCGAAAAUGUUAACACCUACUCCACAUCCGCCGGCUUUCCUACAGGUAUUGAGGUUGCUGCAGGGAAAGGUUUGGCUCUUGCGUGGGCAGCAUUUGCUUGCCUCACAGUGUCCAUAAUACCCUAUAUGAUCAGCUGUUGCACAUACCGCGGAUGAUUCCAUAAUGCAGCGCAUCAAAUGUUAUUCAUGAAAUUUAUUUACGGACUAAAUGCUAUAUGACAUUGGUCAUAAUGCUCGAGCUCGCCACGGAAACAAAGUACAAUGUAUCGACAUUGACAAUAGAGAUUGUUAGCGUUGGCGCAUUUCGCACCAUGUAGUGUCCCUACUGAAUGGGAAAUCGC